GUUCCCAGAGCUUAGCGAGUGAACGACCGGCCGCCAAACCCAAGCGUUCUCGUCAAGAUCCGAACUCCUAUCCUCCUCGUCACGCGGCUGCCGCUUCCAGAUUCCGCCAUCCGCCUUCCGGUACCAGAGCCGGAGUCUGGAUAGCUCGCUCACGGCGGCCGCCGCCCGUCGGCACCACCAAGUCCCCAACGCUGCGCCGGCACAACAAGACUUGUGAAUCCAUCAAGUCUGGGAUGAAAUGUACAGUAUGUAUCAUAUAUGCAAUAUUGCAGUGUAUGGAGCCGGUCUCAUCUCGUUAGUGGAAAGUGUUAAGACCUCAGGAUCCCUUUUGCCAGUUGAUUUCAGAGGCCCGUUCGAUUCUUCACAAGAACAAAAAGAAAUUCCAUAGCUCAAGUGACUGAAGUUUUAUGGCUGUGACAAAUGGAUUAGUCCAUGCAUCAGCUAAGAAGCCCUUGUUUUCCUUUGGCGUUAUCGCUGAUGUCCAGUAUGCAGAUAUCCCAGACGGCCGCUCAUUCCUUGGUGUCCCACGCUACUACCGUCACAGCAUCAGUGUCCUCCAAAGGGCUGUCAAUACAUGGAACAAGCAUGGCAAUAUCAAGUUCUCAGUCAACUUUGGCGACAUCAUCGAUGGAUACUGCCCAAAGGACAAAUCGCUUUGGGCAUUGCAGAAGGUCCUUGACGAGUUUGAGAAUUUUGAUGGACCGACCUACCACAUGUUUGGCAACCAUUGCCUCUACAAUCUUCCUCGGAGCAAGCUAGUGGACUUGCUGAAGAUGCCAACGGAUUCUGAUCGUGCAUACUAUGACUUCUCACCAUGUCCUGAAUACAGAUUUGUUGUUUUGGAUGCUUAUGACUUCAGUGUGCUUGGCUGGCCUCGUGACCAUCCUGUGACUGCGGCAGCGAUGAAGCUCCUGGAUGAAAAGAACCCAAACGCCGACAAGAACAGCCCUAACGGUUUGGUUGGCAUCGACAGGCGGUUCGUGAUGUUCAACGGUGCAGUCGGCAAGGAACAGCUGUCCUGGCUGGAUGAUGUUCUCCAGGAUGCAUCAGAGUGCCGGCAAAAUGUCAUCUUAUGCAGUCAUCUCCCAAUGGACCCCGGUGCAUCAUCCCCAGAAGCUCUUAUGUGGAACUAUGGUGAGGUGAUGGCCAUUGUUCGUCGCUACAACUGUGUCAAGGCCUGCUUUGCGGGGCACGACCACAUGGGCGGGCACUCCGUGGACUCCCAUGGCGUGCACCAUCGUGCUCUCGAGGCUGCAUUGGAGUGCCCUCCUGGCACCAGUGCAUUUGGGCACAUCGAAGUAUACCCUGACAGGCUAUUGCUUGUAGGCUCUGAUGGAAUGGCUGAUACUGAAAUGUGUUUUCAGUCCCUGGGAGUUUUUUUAUGAUGUUGCUCUGGAAAAGAUUCACAUUGACGAAAAGAUUCACAUUGACGAAAAAAUUCACGCAACUUCAUUUUUUUUUAUGAUGUUGCUCUGGAAAAGAUUCACAUUGACGAAACUAUUGCAUUGUAAUUAUGUAAGUAACAUUUAUACUGGCAGAGAAAAUGGUAAUGGAACUGCUGUAAUGAUUAGUUCUCUCUUCA
Brachypodium distachyon (stiff brome) is the source of this 1582-nucleotide messenger RNA. RefSeq names its product manganese-dependent ADP-ribose/CDP-alcohol diphosphatase. The transcript is spliced from 3 exons. Gene Ontology annotation, molecular function: manganese ion binding; 2',3'-cyclic-nucleotide 2'-phosphodiesterase activity; CDP-glycerol diphosphatase activity. Bases 408 to 1385 code for a protein of 325 amino acids. The record is from RefSeq and is a predicted model, not a curated record. Lineage: Eukaryota; Viridiplantae; Streptophyta; Magnoliopsida; Poales; Poaceae.